GAUGCUGAGACAGUUCAGAAGGAACAUCACCAGGAGCCGCAGCAACAGCCAAGGAAGCUUAUAUGGAAGCACUCGGACGUGGUACAACGCGGGAGCACCCAGCCAGCCUCCAGCCACCCAGCCAGCCACAGAUGAAGAGGAAGGAGCCCAUUGCCCAGCUUUGUCUAGCGGCUUACAUUUGCCAAGGCGGAGCGUCGAUCCCACCGAGACAUUCAGCAGCAUUCUGGGUAGCAAGGAUCGACUGCGACCGCACAUGGAAGAGAGGAUAUGCGGUGUGAUGCAGCCCUCUGUUCCCAGUCCUUUGAAGAGGAGUCUGCCAACCCAGGGACGGUCAGGGUUAGGCUGUUGUGGAUUCCCAGAUGAUUAGUAGACUGCGGCCUGCCAGAGGAAGUGCGCAGAGUUCAGGGA
Molecule: messenger RNA, 408 nt
Organism: Saccostrea cuccullata (small rock oyster)
Lineage: Eukaryota; Metazoa; Mollusca; Bivalvia; Ostreida; Ostreidae
Exons: 5
Coding region: 2-367 (121 amino acids)
Source: RefSeq, a predicted model, not a curated record